Molecule: messenger RNA, 2867 nt
Organism: Esox lucius (northern pike)
Lineage: Eukaryota; Metazoa; Chordata; Actinopteri; Esociformes; Esocidae
Gene: patl1
Product: PAT1 homolog 1, processing body mRNA decay factor
Exons: 18
Coding region: 131-2518 (795 amino acids)
Biological process (GO): deadenylation-dependent decapping of nuclear-transcribed mRNA; P-body assembly
Cellular component (GO): P-body
Molecular function (GO): RNA binding
Source: RefSeq, a predicted model, not a curated record
GCCCCUCCCUGUGUACGUGCUCAUGCACAUUGUUCAGGGCGCGCUCACGCGAACCCCGAUGCUGCGUAAUUUGCGCGCCACCUUUCUCCAGAUACUCGGGACAAUUUUACCUUUCCCGGACUAAAGAUACAUGUUCCGUUAUCAGUCCCUUGAUGAAGAUUGUACCCUGGAGGAGGAGGAAGAGGAGGGUCUGGUAGAAGAGGAGGAUGAGAUUGACCAGUUCAACGACGACACCUUCGGGGCCGGGGCCAUCGCAGAUGAUGACUGGCAGGAGGAGCACAAGCGCCUCUCCGGGCUCGAGGAACAAAAGAACAGCGCACGCGGUGGUGCAGGGACAGUAGGAGGAGCUUCGGGGGACGCCGGCCACCUCCCCUCCACGUCCUCCCUCCCUCUGCCCCAGCACUCCUCGCAGCCCCCUCCGGGCCUGGGGGAGCAGGGCGGAGGGGACCUGGCCGAUGCCCUGGCCCGGCUGAUUCUCGGGGCGGACCCGGCCAUCGCCCGGGCAUGCGGUCCAGCUGGGCCGGGGGACCGGUCGAGGGGACUCCCGGCGCCACCCUCCGUGCCCCAGCAGCACCAUCCGCAGGCGCACCCCCACCAGCUCCCCCUGGCGGGUCUGCCCCCUGGCCCGCCCCACCCCUCCCUGCUCAGCUACCAGCAGCACCAGCAUCUCCUGCGCCGAGGCGGACCUCCGAUGCAACAGGUAGACCUUACGGUAAACUCGCACAACAUCUGGGAGAGCAACAUGGGGUUUGGCCCAGUGAGCGUCACCCCUGGACUAGUCACUCACAUGGAGGACAAUCCACUACUGUCCAUCAUCAAAGAGGUGGGCCUUCCUUCACGGCCCCCACCAAUGAUGAGUGAGGAUGGGCGGGACUUGUCUGAACGGGUCCCCCCACCACGCUCGUCCUCUCCAGUUAUUGGUAGCCCUCCGGUAAGGGCGGUGCCUAUCGGGACUCCCCCCAAGCAGCCAAUGAGUCACGCUAUGAAUCAUCAUCAUCAGCAGCAGGUCCACCAUCCAACCGCCGUUCACAUUCGAGCCCCGGUCCACCACCGCUACCCCCCUCCCUUCCCCGAGCGCCUGUCCCCCAACACCCUUCUGAACAUUGCUAACUCCCCUCUGUGCCGUCCCCCAUUCUCUGCUGGAGUGGGCCCCGUUCUGUCCCAGCUCCAACGCGCCCAGAUGCUCAACUCUCAGGUUGCUGGUUUCCCCAGGGGCUGCCAGGGUCCACCGAUGCUCCCCGGCGGCGGAGGUUUCCGGCCCUUCUUCGGCCAGCCCCCGCCCCACCGCAUGGGCCCCCACCCCGGCGGGCCCCCUCCCAACCACAACCACGUGGCCUGCCCCGUCAUCCGGCACAACACCACGCACCUUCACCCCCAGCACCGCCGCAUACUCACCCAGAGAAUGCAGAGCCGAGGAGGGGACCGUGGCGGGCGAGUGGGCGACCGACGGAGCCGUGACCCCUACAGCAACCUGAUGACCCAGCGGGAGAAGGACUGGGUGGCCAAGAUCCAGAUGAUGCAGCUGCAGAGCACCGACCCCUACCUGGACGACUACUACUACCAGAAUUACUUUGAGAAGAUGGAGAAGAAGCAGGAGAGGGACAGGGACAGCAUCAGGAAGGAGCACACCACCAAACUGAUCACGCCUCAGGUGGCCAAGCUGGAACACACUUACAGACCAGUGCAGUUUGCGGGCUCGCUGGGUAAGCUGACUGUGUCCAGUGUCAACAACCCCAGGAAGAUGAUCGAUGCAGUCGUGACCAGUCGCACAGACGACGAGGAGAAGAGGGAGAAGCAGGUGUGGAAUAAGCGACGGCAGAUCCUGUACACCGUUGAGAAAAUGUACAGCCUGUUGCUGGAGGUGCAGGACUUUGAGAAGCGCUUCCUGCUGACGCCGGAGGAGCAGCGAGAGGCCUUGCUGGAGCAACACAAGACCCAAACCCUGCAGCUCUACGGCUCCCUCAAGGAGAAGGAGUGGGACGACCGAGUGAGCGACGAGCAGUGCCUGAUGAUCAUGUCGGUGCGGAAGGGGAAGCGCCUCAUCUCUCGGCUCCUCCCAUUCCUGCCCCAGCCGCAUGCCGCCGCCGUCGUCAUGGGGAUCGCCCGGAACCUGCCCACCCUGGCCAAGAAAGACCGACAAGACCAGGUGCUGUGCUGGUUGGUGGAACCCGUCGCCGCAGUGGUCUCGUCCCUGUCAAGCUCCGCCCUCACAGACUUGUUGCAGGAGCUGCAGGGCAGCGACGGUCAAUUGUCUAGAGUGCUGCAAAAUAAGUUUGGUGUGACGCUGCUGUACCUGAUCCUGAGUGAGGGGGAGCGAAUGCAGAGCUCAGACCCCAACUGUCAACUGAUGGACGACAAUCGGUGGACAGAGCUGGUGUUCUCUGUGACCAGGGAGCUGCUGAACGUCGCCCCGUCGUCCCUGGCCCCUCCCCUCUUCACCCCUCCCAACCUGCUGUCUCUCUUCUCGCGAUACGUCGACAGACAGAGGCUGGAGCAGCUGCAGGAGAAGUUACAGUGAGUGAGGUCUCGUUACAGAUCUCUGCAUUGUCCCGGUAGAAGUGUCUCCAGACAUCAAGAAACCCCCAGUUGAGGCGUGUGUGCGUGCGUGCAUGCGUGCGUGCUUGUGGGUGGGUGUAUGCGUGUGCUGGAGAGAGGUCUACUAGGGUUGAUGAUGAUUUUAAUCCAGCAGAAUCUCUUGUUGUUUCUUUUGUGUUUGUGUUAGUUGUCUGCGUAUGGGGAUAUGUGUGUGUUCAUGUAUAUUUGAGUGAGAGAUAUGAACUGAGAGAAAACAAUCUGCAUUUUUAAUUAUCUUGUUAACGUGGAUGCCUGUGAUAAACCGUCAGAUUAAAAAUAUUUCUAUUGUAAAA